AAUAUGAUCACAGAUAUGAAUCUGACUCUUGCGCUGUCGUGCAUGAUUGCGGUUAUGUGGUUGUUUUGUGGACGAUGUAAAGCAGCUCCCGGAUUAACCACUGGUGUCCAUCGCAACUUAAGAAAUCAUCCACAUAUUCGCGGAUACGCCGUGGAAGGUCUCGUAAAGGAUUUUGUGGAGGAUCUUGUCGGUGAAGACGAAGAUAUUUUACAACUUAGCAAGCGCCAGCAACUGGAUGACUAUGGUCAUAUGAGAUUCGGCAAGCGAACUAAUAGCAACGAUGAAGAGUACGGGCACCCGCGAUUCGGCAGAAAUAUUGAAUAAAACAUCUUUACGUCAAAUUUCUCUACAUCGUAGAUCGUGAUCGUUUACAUUCGUGCUAGAUGUAGAUAGAAUAUAUUUUACAUUGCAGAUAUUA
Pogonomyrmex barbatus (red harvester ant) is the source of this 418-nucleotide messenger RNA. RefSeq names its product Drosulfakinin (gene Dsk). Lineage: Eukaryota; Metazoa; Arthropoda; Insecta; Hymenoptera; Formicidae. The record is from RefSeq and is a predicted model, not a curated record.